AUGAGUGGGAGUGAAAAAGAAAAGGAGGACUAUGCAGCCCUGAAGGACGAGGGGAACACCCUUUUCAAGGCAGGAGACAUGCAGGGCGCUGUCCGCUGUUACACCAAAGCAUUAAAGCUGAGUGACAGCAAAGCAGAGAGAGCUGUCCUGCACCGCAACCGCUCUGCCUGCUACCUGAAACAGGAGGAGUACAGCAAGGCAGAGAGUGAUGCCUCCAAAGCGCUCGAUACUGACCCAGGUGAUGUGAAAGCCAGGUUCAGGAGAGCUCAGGCUUUCCAGAAACUCGUUCGCCUUGAUCAAGCGUUUAUGGAUGCUCAGAGGUGUGCCCAGCUGGAACCCAAAAACAAAACCUUCCAGGAUUUGCUCAGACAGCUAGGAGCACAGAUUCAGCAGAAGUCGGUGCAACUGAACUCCACAGAUGCUCGUGUGCAGCAGAUGUUCUCCCUCCUCUUAGAUGCAUCUGCAAAUGACUCAGAUCGACAAAAGGCUGCUCAGAAUCUAGUGGUGUUAUCUCGAGAAGAUGCAGGAGCUGAGCAGAUCUUCCGGAACGAUGGAGUGAAGCUGAUCCAGAAACUUCUUCAUUCAAAUCAGGAGGAUGUGGUCCUUUCUGCCCUGAGGACUCUGGUUGGGUUGUGCACAGGGCAUCAGUCCAGAACAAUGGCUAUAGUGAAUGAGUUGGGAAUGGAGCAGCUGUGUGGAGUAAUGGGAUCAGGAGCCUCCACUGUGUCUCUGGCUGCCUGCCACCUGCUGCAGGUGAUGUUUGAGUCUCUGACAGAGGUCAUGAAAAGAGAGAUCCGAGGGAAGGACGAAGCCAUACUUGCUGAACCCUCCAAGGAGUUGCGCUCAAUGCUACGUCACCUCUUGGAAAUGAUGCCAGCAUCUAAUGUGUCGGGGACGGGCAGAGACAGCGCCAUCAACCUCAUGGUCAAACAAGUUCCUCGGAAGUCCUUGAAAAACCCAGAUAACUCCCUCACGUUGUGGGUGAUAGACCAGGGACUGAAGAAAAUUCUGGCAGUGGCUGGGACCGUCCCUGAGCUCUCAGAAGGACCACCUCUUACAGAAAACUCCCACAUGAGCUGCUCUGUCUUGCUAAGCAAACUCUACGAUGACCUAAAGAACGACACAGAGAGGGAGAACUUCAACAAGCUAUGUGAAGAAUAUGUGCAGCAAUAUUUUAACCAACCUGGUCUGGACGCUAAGCUGCGAGCCAUUCAGGCGGUUUCGGUGCUCCUCCAAGGGCCGAGCGAAGUGGGCAACAGAACUCUGGAGAUGUCGGGAAUGAUGGAUGCUGUCAUCGCUCUGUGUGCGUCCGAAGAUGUGACUCACCAGCAGGUCGCCGUGGAGACUGUGAUCCAUGCUGCAGGCAAAGCCAAGAGAGCCUCCUUCAUCACAGCCAACGGGGUGGCACUUCUGAAGGAUCUCUACAAGAAGAGCGAGAAUGACAGGAUCCGCGUGAGAGCCCUGGUGGGUUUGUGCAAGCUUGGAUCAGCUGGAGGGACAGACUUCAGCAUGAAGCAGUUUGCAGAGGGAUCCACGCUAAGGCUCGCCAAGCAGUGCAGGAAGUGGCUGUGUAAUGAGUCUUUGCCCACAACCUCCCGCCGCUGGUCUGUGGAAGGCCUCGCCUACCUCACUUUUGAUGCUGAUGUGAAGGAGGACUUGGUGGAAGACAAAAAUGCUCUCCAGGCCAUGUUUGAGCUAGCAAAGUCUGAGGAUAAGACGGUGCUGUUUGCUGUGGGCUCCACAUUAGUGAAUUGCACCAACAGCUAUGAAGUGGAGAAGCCAGACCCUCAGAUGGUGGAGCUGGCCAAGUAUGCAAAGCAGCACGUGCCCGAGGUGCAUCCCAAGGAUGCAACUUCCUAUGUGGAGAAAAGAUUGGGGAAGCUGCUGGAGGCCGGUGUGGUGUCUGCGUUGGUGUGUAUGGUCAAAAAAGAGAGCCCUGCCCUCACCGAGGCUUGUAGGGAAGGUAUCGCUAGGAUCUUCUUGGCUUUGGUAGAUCGCCAGGAGGACAGAGGCACAGUGGUGGCACAGGGUGGAGGAAAGGCUCUGAUCCCACUGGCAUCUGACAACACAGAUUUAGGUAAAAUCAAAGCAGCCCAAGCGCUGGCAAAAAUAACCAUCACAUCUAACCCAGAGAUUGCCUUCCCAGGAGAAAGGAUCAAUGAGAUGGUGCGCCCCCUUGUCAGUCUUCUGACUAUUGAAUGCACCCUGCUGCAGAACUUUGAGGCACUCAUGGCUCUCACCAACCUGGCUGGCAUCAACGAAAGACUCAGACAAAAGAUCAUAAAGGAGAAGGCAGUCGCAAAAAUUGAAGGCUACAUGUUUGAGGAGCACGACCUGGUCCGAGCUGCUGCCACAGAGUGCAUGUGUAAUCUGGUUUUAAGCACAGAGGUUCAGAAGCUGUAUUUAGCCACAGGGAACGAUCGCCUGAAGCUGCUGGUGCUCUACAGCGGGGAGGAUGAUGAGAGGCUACGAAAAGCUGCUGCAGGAACUCUGGCCAUGCUGACCUCUGAGCAGCCUGAGCUCUGCACCCGCAUCCCUGGAACAACGACACACUGGCUAGAGAUUUUACAGUCACUAUUGCUCUGUGAAAUAUCCGACCUGCGGCACCGUGGAGUGGUCAUAGUUCAGAACAUCAUGCAAGCGGACAAGAGUCUGGCUGAGACCAUCAUGGAGAGUGAAGCUCUGGAGAUUCUCUCUGUCCUGGCGAAAGGAGGAGAGGGCACGUCGAAACCCGUUUCUAAGGCAGCUCAGAACUGUUUGGACAUCGCCGUGGAGUACAGCAUCAUCAUGUCCAGGGAAGGCAGGGAAAAGGGAACUGAACCAUGAAAGAGUACAGUAUGUGGAUGUGCCACCAGGCAAUGUUGAAGUGCUGUGAGAAUUGUGUGGGACCAGCAAAGUCAUUUCACUUAUGCAGGAAACUUUUGGUCUGGGUGGGUACAAGCAAAUCCGGAAAUGCUCAUGUGUCUUAACUUAACACUGUCCCUAGCAAUAAAAAGAUGAAAAAAGAUAGUUGGUAAGGAAAGCAAGCAGAUGCAAACAGAAGUGUUGUACUGUUUCACAUUGCGUUGCUUUCACAUUGUAUUGUCUUAAUUAUACUGAAUGUUCUUGGACCACCACCAAAAGUGUAGGUUGGACCAAGUAUGCUCUAUACAAUCUUUACUAAAGAUUGCUAUUCCUUGAUAUUUCCAAAUGUUUUUAUUUCGAUAUUAUGAUUCCCAAAAAAACAUUAUCUUUAUCAUUAUGUGCACUUUUAUAUUUAGUGUGAAUUAAGUUUCAGCAUUCCCUCACAUUUUCUGAAGGAAAUGCAUUGAUUUUAUCAUAUUUGAACCUAAACACACUCAAAGUUAAACAUUUCCUUCACUGUCUUUCCUCUACAUUCACAAAUGUGCAUUUUGUUUUGAUUUAUAUUAUUGUGUAUUAUUAUCCACACCACAUUCCUUGUGCUUUAAUUGUAUGGUUUGUUUUCUAGUAAUGACUGAACACAAAAAAUAAAACAUGUAUGUGAA
This is a messenger RNA of Gymnodraco acuticeps, 3506 nucleotides long. It is a transcript of the gene unc45a, whose product is annotated as unc-45 myosin chaperone A. The transcript has 19 exons. The coding region runs from base 1 to 2826 and encodes 941 amino acids. Gene Ontology annotation, molecular function: Hsp90 protein binding. The record is from RefSeq and is a predicted model, not a curated record. NCBI's taxonomy places the organism in Eukaryota, Metazoa, Chordata, Actinopteri, Perciformes, Bathydraconidae.